This is a messenger RNA of Malania oleifera, 1673 nucleotides long. RefSeq lists its product as uncharacterized. The transcript is spliced from 7 exons. Lineage: Eukaryota; Viridiplantae; Streptophyta; Magnoliopsida; Santalales; Ximeniaceae. Bases 194 to 1402 code for a protein of 402 amino acids. The record is from RefSeq and is a predicted model, not a curated record.
GAGAUUAAGGCAACAAAUCAGAGACGAGUGACGACAGGAGGAGUUGCUUUGACUCUACUCUUCUUCUCCGACCGAUACCCGAUUCGUUCCUACCCACAGAGAGAGAGAGUGUGUGGAAGUGAAUGAGCUUUUAGAAUGCAAGAGCUAAGGUAAAAGAAAGGGUAUCAUUCUUUUUGAGUUGGGAUUCCGUCAAAUGGGUCGCCUACGCUCCCUUCCCGGCAAAGCUGCUCACUUCGUCUCUGAUCUCACCACUGUCUUCCUCAAUCCUAUAUCUGACCAGCCUUCUAAACCCUCUUCUCCCCGUCCUCCUGAAAAUUUGACUGAGCCGAUCACAAGUCAAUCAGAAUCUGUUGCGAAGGAUGAUUCUGAGGAUUUAGUUGAUGAGCCUGAUACAUCUUCUUUUCCUGCUUUUGUCUAUGCUCUAUUGUCAUCUUCAGAGUCUGGAAGUAAUUCUAACCUGAAUGAACAAAAUGAUCGUCAAACAGAAGCUGGUGAUGGUGAAUUUUCAUCUUCGUCAGUAGUUAGGGAAUCUGGUGGAAAGAAAAGCUUAUUUUCUAAGGGGAAACAUACCCUCAGCAGAGCUGUCUACUAUGCUGUCAGUGGGUACCGGCAGCAAGGCUUAGAACGUAAGGGUAAUCGUGACAAGAAAACUGAUGACGGAAGUGAUACUGAACCUGCCGAAGAAGAAUUACAGACUAUGAAUACUUCAAAUGAGCCUGUGCCUAGGGGAAAUCUCCCUGACAUUUCUGAGCCUUCAUCGCUUCUUCCAGAGAAAACAAGAAGCAUUCUUUAUGCUUCACUUCCAGCAAUUGUUCAGGGAAGGAAAUGGGUAUUGCUUUACAGUACAUGGAGGAAUGGCAUAUCACUUUCAACCCUGUACAGAAGAAGCAUGCUUUGGCCGGGCCUUAGUUUGCUGGUUGUUGGGGAUCGUAAAGGUGCAGUAUUCGGUGGCUUAGUUGAGGCACCAUUAAGGCCAACCAGCAGGAAGAAAUAUCAGGGAACAAAUAAUUCAUUUGUUUUUACAAAUGCUCCUGGCCAUCCUGUUAUAUUUCGCCCCACAGGUGCAAACCGCUAUUUCACUUUGUGCUCCAUGGAUUCUCUUGCAAUGGGUGGGGGUGAUCACUUUGCACUUUAUUUGGACAGUGAUCUAUUGAUUGGAUCAAGUGGAAGGUCAGAAACUUACGAUAACUGUUGUCUUGCACACACUCAAGACUUUGACGUAAAGGAAGUCGAGGUGCAGAUCUCUCUCUCUCUCUCUCAAAAUAUUGCUUGUGAGCCUACCAAAGUUGAGAAGCAACUAUUUUCUGGUGCUAUGCAGCUGUGGGGCUUUGUAUAUCAAUCAAAAUAUGAGGAAGUGACUGCCUUAUGCCGAAAAGAGGACCCUGGAAUUGCUCGAUGGUGAAUAUUUUGACCAUGAAGUGGACUAUCGUUGCAUUUGACCGCAUGGACCUAAUAGUACUCUUGGCAUUGUGAUUCUGAUCCACCCUGAUAAUGAAAUUUUUGUACUGUUUGUAUAAAGAUGUUCCAAGCACUCUGUUUCAGUGAAGACAUCUCCACCCCCACCCCCCCCCCCCCCCCCCCCCUGUACAUAAGCAAUAGCACUUCUGCACUGUUACUAGCCAAUUUUGCGUAUGCCACUGUAUUGAAUGAAUGGCAAGAGCAUUUUACUACCA